AUAUAAUAAUAUAUAAUAUAUAAUAUAUAUAAUAUUAUAUACGGGAGGAAUGGAGGAAGCCAUUGUUUCACACCGGACGUUUUUCAAACGCCACCACCGCCUAAACACUUCCGGUGUGCCAUAAAAGCGCUGCGCAUAUUUCAGGCGGUGCAGAGUGGAUGCUGAUGGGGGACGAAAAGGAGACCUGGAAAGUAAAAACUCUUGACGAAAUUCUACUUGAGAAAAAACGCAGGAGAGAAUUAGAAGAGAGAGCCGAUCCCAAGAGCCAGAAAAAUUUCUCACCGGGCCUUGUUCCACAGGCGGAUGAUCGGGAAUCCAAACGAGACACUCCGGAGGAAGGAGAACUACGGGAUCAAAGAAUGGAAAUAACAAUUCGUAAUUCCCCGUACACACAGGAAGACUCAACAGAGGACAGAGGAGAAGAAGAUGAUUCACUAGCAAUCAAGCCUCCACAGCAGAUGGCGAGGAAAGACAAAUCUCACCACAGAAAGGAGGAGAAGAGAAAAGAUAAAAGACGUCAUCGCAGUCACUCUGAUGAAGGAGCAGGGAAACACGCACGCCCCAAAGACAAAGAAAAAGAGCGGGAGAGUGAACGCAGGAAGCGUCAGUGGGACGAGGUCAGAGCCCAGCGAGACUGGGAGAGGCAGAAACGAAUGGACCAGGCCAGAGCUCAUUCACGAAGAGAGAGACCUCGGGUGGAUUCUCCUGGGUUUUUUUUGGACCACAGGGACCGCCUGGAGCAGCUGGAGCGCCAGCGCGAACGGGACCGAAAGCUGCGCGAACAGCAAAAAGAGCAACGGGAGCUCAAGGAUCGAGAGAGGCGGGUCGAUGAUCGCCGCAAAGACAGGGGGACUCGACGAGACGUGCCGUCUCACCACCGAAUGCUACCUGAAGAAUACGAUGAGAAGACAAAACAAAGUCACCACAGCCGCAGUCCCAACCGCCUUGCCCGAGACAGAUCUGAACACAGCGAGCAACGGAAAAGUGCCACAUCAAAGGAGGAGAAGCCGGAGGGGAAAAACCUUUUCGCGGACCUCCAGGACAUCAGUGACAGCGAAAGGAAGACCAGCACUGCAGAAUCCUCCAUAGCAUCAGGGUCAGGCUCUGACGACGAAGAGGAGGAGGAUGACGAUGAAGAGUCCAGCAGCCAGAGUGAGGAGGGGGAGGAAGAAGAGGAGGAGGAGGGGGAGGAGGAGUCUGUCUCAGGCUCAGGAAGGUCGGAGCAGAGUGCAGAAGAUGUGAGUGAGGAUGAGCAGUCGGAAGAAGACUUUGAGGAGGAGAGGGAAAAUGGAAAUCACAUCCCUGCAGUGCCAGAGUCCCGUUUUGACCAUGACUCUGAGCUGAGCGGAGAGGACAUGGAGGACGAGGAGGACGAGGAGGAGGAGGAGGAGGAUGAAGAAGCAGGAGAGGGCGACCCCACCCCCCAAUCUCAGACUCACUCACGCUCCCCCACUCCCGAGGAGAACUACAUCCCUGACUCCCCCCCGAUUUCCCCUGCGGAGCAGAAGAAGGAGCUCCCCAAAUAUCUGCCUGCUCUACAGGGUUGUCGCAGUGUUGAGGAAUUCCAGUGUCUGAAUCGAAUAGAGGAGGGAACCUAUGGUGUGGUGUACAGAGCCAAGGACAAAAAGACUGAUGAGAUUGUGGCAUUGAAAAGGCUGAAGAUGGAGAAAGAGAAGGAGGGCUUUCCCAUCACCUCUUUAAGAGAAAUCAAUACAAUUCUGAAGGCUCAGCACCCGAACAUCGUCACAGUGAGGGAAAUAGUUGUUGGAAGCAACAUGGACAAGAUCUACAUCGUGAUGAACUAUGUAGAACAUGACCUGAAGAGUCUGAUGGAAACCAUGAAGCAGCCUUUCCUGCCAGGCGAAGUAAAGACUCUGAUGAUUCAGCUGCUUCGAGGAGUCCGACAUCUCCACGACAACUGGAUUCUGCACCGCGAUCUGAAGACGUCCAACCUGCUGCUGAGCCACAAGGGAAUCCUCAAGAUUGGCGAUUUUGGUUUGGCGCGGGAGUACGGUUCCCCCCUGAAGCCGUACACUCCUAUAGUGGUGACCCUGUGGUACCGGUCACCGGAGCUGCUUCUCGGAGCCAAGGAGUACUCCACAGCCGUUGACAUGUGGUCAGUGGGCUGCAUAUUUGGCGAGCUCCUGACCCAGAAACCUCUGUUCCCUGGAAAAUCUGAAAUCGACCAAAUUAACAAGGUUUUCAAGGAUCUGGGGUCACCCAGUGAGAAGAUCUGGCCCGGCUAUAACGAGCUGCCCGCUGUGAAGAAGAUGACUUUCACAGAGUAUCCCUACAACAACCUGCGCAAACGCUUUGGAGCGCUGCUCUCGGACCAGGGCUUCGACCUCAUGAACAAAUUCCUCACGUACUGCCCCAGUAAGAGGAUCCUGUCAGAUGAGGGACUCAAGCACGAGUACUUCCGGGAGACGCCGCUGCCCAUUGACCCGUCCAUGUUCCCCACCUGGCCGGCCAAGAGCGAGCAGCAGAGGGUGAAGAGAGGCACCAGUCCCCGUCCGCCCGAGGGAGGCCUGGGCUACAGUCACCUGGGUGACGAUGACCUGAGGGACACGGGCUUUCACCUGACGACCAGCAACCAGGGAGCGUCGGCAGUCGGUCCAGGAUUCAGCCUCAAAUUCUGAGGCUGGAACUGCAGGACACCUGGCUGCCUGACCGAGGAAGGGGGUGGGGGGGGACACAGAGUUCUGGGACUUCUGUUAACCGGACGGUGUCGCUGGCUUACAUCUGUAAACCAGUUAAUUGUUCUGAUCCACCACAACUGUUACCGAAUAGUCAGGACUGUCUCACAGCAAGACUGGUGGAUCAUACACAAUGGAUCUUCAGAAUUUGUCCCUCGACUUUGCGACCACUGCAAGACAUUUCACCAUUUUAAAAGAGAAGACGGAAUGAUAAAUCUGUUUGGAGUUUAGCUCAGUCACGUUUGACUUUUGUUUUAUUUUUCCCUUUUAUACAUCAUGAGGGAGGACCGGGUUUUUAUAAAUGGUUGGUAUUUCCUGGCUGCCGGAGCUACUGUAUAAUGAUGCUGCAUUUCCUGCGUUUUCCAUCCAGCAUAAUGUUAGAAAAUUUACUUGGGACCGUCAGCUGACUUGAUGACAGGGGGAUGAUGUUUUUGUUAGAAAAUAAAGCUUAAAACUUUG
Messenger RNA from Scophthalmus maximus (turbot), 3155 nucleotides. It is a transcript of the gene cdk11b, whose product is annotated as cyclin-dependent kinase 11B. Gene Ontology annotation, biological process: regulation of mitotic cell cycle; protein phosphorylation. Gene Ontology annotation, cellular component: nucleus. The coding region runs from base 159 to 2639 and encodes 826 amino acids. The record is from RefSeq and is a predicted model, not a curated record. Gene Ontology annotation, molecular function: ATP binding; cyclin-dependent protein serine/threonine kinase activity. The transcript is spliced from 20 exons. Lineage: Eukaryota; Metazoa; Chordata; Actinopteri; Pleuronectiformes; Scophthalmidae.